AUGUUACCUGUCCGUCGGUCGCUUCCUCCCGAAGUUCCCUCCCUCUUAGCGCCUGCUGCGUCUUGUUACAGCUGGACGUUCCCGAUUGGUUGCCUCUCUCACUACACGUCAGUGCUGACGCGUCUUCCGCAUUCGCAGCCGGGUAGGCCGGUCGGAGUGGAGGCAUUUACCGGGUAUCCUCAGACGUGUUGCGGAGGAAGGGUUGAAUGUCCUACACGGUUGCGUGAAUCCUAUGUCAUAGUCUUGCUACUUUUCCUGGCGUUUUUUUCUUCGUCGAAGUGGUGUUUGAAUUCCGAUCAUCUUCGCAGAUUCCGUUGUCGUGGGCCGUUCUGUGUCCAGUGUCGUCGGAUUUUGGCCAUGCGUUUCAUAAUUCCUUUUAUUCUCGCGCUUGUGGCGUUGGUGAAGUCCGAAGUGCACUUCGAAGAAAGAUUCGAUGAUGGGAAUGCAUGGGAGGAUCGAUGGAUUAAUUCAGCACACAAGACAGAUUACGGAAAGUUUGAAUUGAGCCACGGCAAGUUCUAUGGGGAUGCUCAGAAGGAUCAAGGAAUCCAAACCUCGCAAGAUGCCAAGUUCUACUCUGUGUCAGCGAAGUUCGACAAAUUCACGAACGCUGAUAAACCCCUGGUCGUUCAGUUCACCGUGAAGCACGAACAGAACAUUGAUUGUGGAGGCGGCUAUGUCAAAGUAUUCGGCUGUGAUGUUGAUCAGAAAGCUUUCCAUGGCGAAUCCCCGUAUCAUCUGAUGUUCGGACCUGAUAUUUGCGGGCCCGGAACGAAGAAAGUUCACGUUAUUGUCAAUUACAAGGGCAAGAAUCAUCUCAUCAAGAAAGACGUUCGUUGUAAGGAUGACGUUUAUACGCAUUUGUACGCCUUGAUCAUCCGUCCGGACAACACUUACGAGGUCAGAAUUGACAACGAGAAGGUCGAGAGUGGAGAGCUGGAAGCGGAUUGGGAUUUCCUGCCUGCAAAAACCAUCAAAGACCCUGAUGCGAAGAAACCUGAAGAUUGGGAUGAUCGUGCAAAGAUUGACGAUCCCGAGGACAAGAAGCCCGAGGAUUGGGAUAAGCCUGAGCACAUUCCAGACCCUGAUGCCGCCAAACCUGAAGAUUGGGAUGACGAAAUGGAUGGAGAAUGGGAACCGCCAAUGAUCGAUAAUCCAGAGUACAAGGGCGAAUGGAAACCUAAGCAAAUUGAUAAUCCCAGUUAUAAGGGAGUGUGGGUCCACCCAAUGAUCGACAAUCCUGAUUACACUGCCGAUCCUGAAAUCUACAAGUUUGAUGAUGUUUGUGGUAUUGGUUUUGAUCUCUGGCAAGUUAAAUCCGGCACCAUCUUUGACAAUGUCUUGGUGACGGAUGACGUGGAUUACGCCAAGAAAGUUGCGGAGAGCGUAUGGAAGGAGACUGCUGAUGGAGAAAAGAAGAUGAAGGAAAAGCAAGACGAAGACGAGAGGAAGAAAGCUGAGGAAGAGUCAUCCAAGAGCAAGGAUGCGGAUGACGAGGACGACGAAGACUUGGACGAAGCUGAGGAAAAGACGCACGACCAUGAACACGACGAAUUCUGAGGACGAUUGCUCAGUCCCACUUAAGUUCCUUUUGUUUUACGUAAGAGAGUGGAAGUGUGUGAGCAGUGAUUUUUGAGUGAAGAGCGAAGGGUUAUAAGAUUGUUGGCACUUUUCGUCGAAUCGUUCAAAAAUCCUCGGUUUUCCUCCCAGCGUAUUUUUGGCAUUAGGGUGGGAAAAUCCGCUCUCCCUGUUGCAGCGGAGAUAGCUAACAUCUUUAAUGUCAUCUCCAGCCUUGUUAUGGAUUGCCAGUUAGCGUUGUGAAGUGUUGGUGGUUACAGUCGUCGCGUUUUCAGUUCUUUUUGCGGAAGAAUGAUGCAAUUGUUCUGCUUUCAGCAGGAUCUCCUUCAGUAAUUUAAAACAUUCUGUGUCAUUAGGCUCUGACUGGAGACUUUGUCCUUUGUCAAGUGCUGCCGCGUUUGUUCGGCAUUACCUGUGGGCUGCCUUCUUUCUGGUCAUAUUGCCAAUGAGGUCCUUUGAAGAAUCUUUCAUCAUUCUUCUCUUUCUGUUAAAGAGGAAAAAGGUGGAAAUGAAAAUUUUAUUGGAA
This is a messenger RNA of Notodromas monacha, 2104 nucleotides long. The record is from the annotation of a GenBank genome assembly. NCBI's taxonomy places the organism in Eukaryota, Metazoa, Arthropoda, Ostracoda, Podocopida, Cyprididae.